AUGAUCUUCUGGCAACUUAUGGUCGACGACCUCCACGUCACCUACGAACAACUGAACCAAGUUAUGUCGGUAAACUUUGUAGGACUCGCAAUUGGCUGUGUGCUGUUUAUCCCGUUAGCUAAAAAGUUUGGUCGGCGACCGGUAUAUUUGAUUUCGACGGCGUUGAUGCUGGCGACGACUCUUUGGACCGCAGAGCUGAAGACUCUACCAGAGCUGUAUGUGACCAAUUUGCUGCAAGGACUCGCGGGGGCGACAAACGAGGCUAUUGCGCAGAUAACGAUUGCUGAUCUCUUCUUCGUGCACCAUCGUGGGGGUAUGAAUGCUCUGUAUAUGACUAUGAUGAUGAUAGGGAGCUUCCUGACGCCCAUGGCUGGCGGGGUCCAAGCAACGCAGCAAGGCUGGCGCUGGUCCUAUCGCACCAUGGGGAUUUUCAACGCUGUUCUAUUGCUCCUGUUUAUUCUUUUCUACGAAGAAACAAAAUACUCUCCCAUCAUCGAGGGAGUUGGUCCUACUGAAACUACCGACGAUAACAACCAUUCCGUAAUCACCUCUAAUAACGACCAAAAGAAAUCCGCCCUCGAGCCUAGAAUCCAACACACAAGCGCCUUGUCACAUGAGCUUGAUCCCUCGAUUCCCAUGAAACCAUGGCGUCAAAGAUUCCCCCUGAUCACAUACACCACCGAACCUAUCUGGCCACACUUCUACCGUCCCUUCGAAGCGCUAUUUACCUUCCCGGCCAUCCUCUGCUGUGCGCUGCAAUACGCCAGCGGCGUUGUCUGGCUCACGAUACUCUCUACUGUCAUAUCACUGGUGUUCCCCCUACCGCCGUACAACUUCAAUCCUGCAGAGAUCGGAUAUAUGAGCGUGGGCCCGUUCGUUGGGAACUUAAUCGGAUCCUUCUAUGGAGGGUUUUUUGGCGACUGGUCGAUCUUGCUCUUUGCUAGACGAAACAAGGGGUACUAUGAGCCGGAGAUGCGACUAUAUAUCUUACAUUUUCCGGCUGUCGCGCUGUGUGGAGGGCUUGUGAUGUUUGGGGUUACAGUUGACAGGGGAAUGCACUGGAUUCUACCGAGCAUCGGUGGCGCGCUUUUCGGCUUCGGACUCGGAAGUAUCAGCGAUGCGUGCCUGACGUUGGUGAUUGAUAGUUAUAUGGAGAUAACCGGCGACGCCUUCACGGGAAUCGCCUUCCUCCGGAACGCGUUCAGCAUCGGCAUCCCAUUCGCCAUCACACCGUGGAUGCAGCGCAACGGACUAACGAAGAUGUUUAUAGCCUGCGGGUUCAUAAGCCUUGGUGUGAGUCUGACCUUGUUGGGGAUGGUCAUGUAUGGGAAACAGAUGCGCAGGGCGACAAGCGGGAGGUAUCGCGUUAUGGCUGGGCGUGGUGAAUUUGGUGGGACCUCAGGGACCAGGCGUCGGCAGGAUGUGUAG
This is a messenger RNA of Aspergillus melleus, 1428 nucleotides long. Its product is annotated as putative MFS transporter. Gene Ontology annotation, molecular function: transmembrane transporter activity. The record is from RefSeq and is a predicted model, not a curated record. Gene Ontology annotation, biological process: transmembrane transport. The coding region runs from base 1 to 1428 and encodes 475 amino acids. NCBI's taxonomy places the organism in Eukaryota, Fungi, Ascomycota, Eurotiomycetes, Eurotiales, Aspergillaceae. The transcript has 5 exons.